Molecule: messenger RNA, 915 nt
Organism: Paraglomus brasilianum
Lineage: Eukaryota; Fungi; Glomeromycota; Glomeromycetes; Paraglomerales; Paraglomeraceae
Source: the annotation of a GenBank genome assembly
AUGUCAAAGACUAUCUCCUACGUUAUUUUUCUAGUGCUGGCAUGUCUUCUCGCCAACUCUAUAGCAAUCCCACUCAAGGACAUUUCAACAACCACCGUGGACAUUGAGAGCGAGCUCUCUCCAUCCUCGGAACACGUUGUUGUCACCGUUAAUCGUGUCGACGACCUUUUUGAUGACGACGACUCACUUCUUGGCGAACGUGUCAUAGCUGUUAUGAUGCAUUUCGACAUACAAGAUGACAAACUUCUCAUAAACAACGUUCCUAUCGAUCUCAACUCGACAAGUCUGGAAAUAAUUCAGGCCGAAAUCGCAACUGGCGAUAAAAAAAUCGAGGACAUUGAAAAAUCCUUCGACAUUGGACUCCUUACUGUCGAAGUCUCGACCGUAGUCGAGGCUAUGCCUAAGAAUGAUGCAACGAAUAUUGACGUGCAACGCAUUACAAUCAGUGCCAGAAUCAUUGAAGUCGACGGAACUGAUGUUAUUCAGACCGAGGCCGUUGAGAAGAUAAUGGAGGUCAAGGUACACAAUGUCUUGGAUGAUGACGACGAAGGUACUGAGGUUUUGUCCGUUGGAGAGGGAGAGGUCACCGUUUCUCAAAUCGGUACCAUCGAAAGUUCGCAACCCAACCGUCAACGAGUCGACUGUCCCUUCAAGAACAAGGCCAGCCGUAUUCGCCAGUGGUGGCGAUCCACCUCUCGCUUUACGCGCAUUGUUAUAACUUCGAUGGGACUCACUACAGCCUUUGGGAUUAUAUUUAUCGUUAUUCCAACAGCGAUUAAAUAUUGUCGCUCUCAAAGCCGGUACGAGAUUGUCUCGUCGGACUCCUAUGACGAAGAAAUCACUCAAGUAAUAUACAUAGCGGAUGAAGAAAAGCUAGAUUAUUCUGAAUUUACAGCGAGUAGUGAGGCAAAAUGA